Notolabrus celidotus (New Zealand spotty) is the source of this 9085-nucleotide messenger RNA. RefSeq names its product CREB binding protein b (gene crebbpb). Gene Ontology annotation, cellular component: transcription regulator complex; histone acetyltransferase complex; nucleus. The record is from RefSeq and is a predicted model, not a curated record. Gene Ontology annotation, biological process: positive regulation of transcription by RNA polymerase II. Gene Ontology annotation, molecular function: transcription coactivator activity; chromatin DNA binding; protein binding. Lineage: Eukaryota; Metazoa; Chordata; Actinopteri; Labriformes; Labridae.
AGAAGAAAAAAAAAAACUUUUUUUGUAUCGGAGGAAUCAACAGCCGCCAUCUUGACGCGGCUCAGAAUCGGGAUUUCAGGGGGAGCAUUAAUUUUAAAAACCGAUCGGAGCUACCCAGACCAGACUCAAACGGCUUUUUUCGUGCAGAAAAUCGAAGUGUAAGUUCUUCCGAUGAGAAUUAAUGCCGACAUGUAAUGGAAACAUGGGUUUUUAUCGUCUCGAGAGCCCACAGUAUAUUUGAUUUCCCUUUUAGAGAGCGCCGCUUCUCGCCAUAUCUCCGUCCCGAGACACUGUAUUUACCGGGAGACAGCGACGAGAAAAAAAAAUCACCUCAUAGAAAAUAUUUUUUGAAUUUUGCUCUUUUUAUUUAAGCCUGAGAAAGAUUUUAUGGCAGCUCAUUCGGCUAAGAAAAAAAAAUGAUUCCGUACAUACGUGAAACCGGCGAUCUACCGAGAAAGGGAUUAACUUACGCGUUGUGUAAUAUUUAAUGAUUGAUUUUUAAUUUAUUUUUUUCGAACAGAAAUAAUUUUUGGACGUAAUUAUUGGGGAUAAUUAUGUGGGUGUUGGGUGUUGGAUUAUCAUGGGGUGAUCUUCGGUGGCGGAGCGUGGCGCUGUUGCCUUUUUUUUAAAGCCUUUAACACCAGGCAACAUUUCACCAGUUUGCCAGUCAAGAAAAAAAUAUUAAAUUGCGGCUUUGCGAGUAAGGAUAAGAAAAGUGACCGAGUUAACGAACCCGAAGCUUACAAGUUGGACCGACCCUGCUGUUGUUUUUCUGCAACAUCAUCCAUUCAUAAAAUUGUCGACGAGGAUGGCUGACAAUCUGCUGGAUGUCGGACCCCCCACUGCAAAGCGACCCAAACUGAAUUCACCUCUGUCGGGAUCGGAUGGCCCAGACCUUGUGUCCCUGUUUGACCUGGAAAAUGAUCUCCCAGAUGAGCUCAUUCCCAAUGGAGACCUGGGGAUGGGAAUGUCCUCAAACGGCGGCCCAGGUGGAGGAGGUCCUAGUCUCGACUCCAUCGUUCCUGAUGCAGCUGCAAAACACAAGCAGUUGUCAGAACUUCUCCGACCAGGAAGUUCCUCCAUCUUGGGAGGCGGUCUCAAUUCUGCCAACUCCCAACAGGGAGGCAUGGUUGGAAGCCAACUUGGUGCUGUGCUUGGUAAAAGCCCACUGGGACCAGGUGGUACUAAUCACCAGUCUCCCCAGAUCCAGAAAGGAGGUGCAGUGGGACAAGGAAAUGGAAGCCUGGGCUUCAACCAGGCUAUGCUGAACAGUGGGCAGGGGCAUGGAGUCAUGGGCCAGACAGGACAAGUGAUGAAUGGGGCUUUGGGACCGGCAGGCCGGGGUAGACCUGGGCCUGGGAUGCAGUACCAGGGUCAAGGCAUGCAGGGGGCUGGACCUGGUGUUGGAGGCAGUGUGCUGGCAGAGACACUUACACAAGGAGGGCCGCAGAUGGGUGCACACAAUGCGUUGAAUGCUCAGCAAGCUGGGAACAUGAAUAAGAUUGGGAUGUCAGGAGCUCCAUUUAGCCAGCAGUAUGGUCAGGCUGGGGUUCAGCAGAUGGGGGCAGCGGGGGUCAACGCUCAACAACUCCAGAACAAAACAGCCAUUCCCAACAACCUGCCCCAAUUCCCUGCUGAGUUGAAGGGAGCUGGAAGUGUGCCAAACCUGUCUCAGAUGCAGCAGCAGGUAGCCUCGGUGGGCAUGGUCCCUGGGGCUGUUGGUGUGUCAACAGGCCCGACGGCCGACCCCGAGAAGCGCAAACUUAUUCAGCAGCAGCUGGUCCUGUUGCUCCAUGCACAUAAGUGCCAGCGGCGGGAGCAGGCCAACGGUGAGGUGAGGGCCUGCACUCUGCCUCACUGUCGCACCAUGAAGAACGUCCUCAACCACAUGACCCACUGCCAGGCUGGCAAGUCCUGCCAGGUUGCUCACUGUGCAUCAUCCAGACAGAUCAUCUCCCACUGGAAGAACUGUACACGGCACGACUGUCCAGUCUGCCUGCCUUUAAAGAACGCUAGUGACAAGAGGAAUCAGCAACCCAUGCUGAAUUCCCCUGGAGCUAGCCUGCAGAAUGCCAUAAGUACAGUGGGGCCUGGCCAGCCCAGUGCCACAGCCAUCAACAGUGGUGCCACAAGCAUCGACCCCAGCUCCAUGCAGAGGGCUUAUGCUGCCCUUGGCCUGCCGUAUGGGAACCAGUCCCCUGCUCAGGUCCAGGGCCCUGGUCAGCAAAACUCCCAGGGUCCCCAGCACCCGCAGCUACGAAAUCUGAACCCACUAGGCACUAAUCAGAUAAACCAGAUGGCGGGAGGAAUGGGUGUCCCCUCUUCAGACACGUCUGGCAUGCACUCUGACUCUUCUCUACCAUCCACACUCAAUCAGCUGAUGCCUGACGGGUCAUUAGUGGGAGGCAUGGGGAACCUGCCCGCUGCCACCCCUCUCUCUGCUUCAGGGGUACGAAAGGCCUGGCAUGAACACGUCACUCAGGACCUGCGCACCCACUUGGUGCACAAACUUGUACAAGCCAUAUUCCCUACCCCAGACCCUGCAGCCUUGAAGGACAGGCGAAUGGAGAACCUGGUGGCAUAUGCGCGAAAGGUAGAGGGUGACAUGUAUGAGUCAGCAAACAGCAGGGAUGAGUAUUACCACUUCCUGGCAGAGAAAAUCUACAAAAUCCAGAAAGAACUGGAGGAGAAGAGGCGUUCACGGCUCCAGAAACAGCCUGGCAUGGUGGGCACACCUGGGCCUCAGCAGCCUGGUAUGGCUCAGCCCAACGCCAUGGGCCCAGGACAGGCUGUCCGACCUCCGACCAAUGGACCUGUGCCUAUGCCCAACAUACCAACUCAGAUGAUGAACCGUAAGCAGGUGCCCCAAGGAAUCAAUCAGUUUAACCCAAUGGCAAUGCAAAAUGCGCAGAUGUCUCAGGCACCAUUGGGAGCACGUACUCCCUCCCCGAUGAACCAUCCACAGCAGAUGAACAUGAGCUCCGUCCCAACGAUGAGUAUGUCUCCAUCAAGGAUGCCCCAGGCUCAAGGAAUGAUGGGUAGUCAUGCUAACAACAUGGUUGCUCAGCCUGCCAACCAGGGCCAGUUCCUUCAACAGGGCCAAUUUAAUACAACUGCAGGUGGAGCAAUGAAUGUGAAUGUAGGCAUGGGUCAGCCCAUAACACAGGCUGCCGUAACUCAGCAGCAGAACUCUAACCUCCCACUGAAUUCACUGGGAUCCCUUGGCUCCCAGCUGCCCUGUGGCACUUCAGCCCAGCCCCCCCUGGGCCCCACCCCUCCACCCAAUGCCUCUGCCAGCUUGCAGCCUCAGCAGCAGCAGCAGCAGCAGCAGCUGCAGCAGCAGCAGCAGCAGCAGCACCAUGCUUCUGCACAGGCCCAGGUGCCACCGCAGCCCUCCACCCCUGCCUCCACGGGUGGGCCCUCAACCACCCCAACCCACAUACCCAAUAGUUUCCCUGGCCCCCCCUCAGCCAGGAGCGCAACCCCUGACCCCUCCCAGCCACUCACACCCAUCCAGCCCCAGCCAGAACCCCAGAUGCAGCAGCCCAUUUCAGUGCAGGCACAGCACCCCAGCACACCGUUGUCUCAGGCAGCAGCAAGUAUAGAUAACAGAGUGCCAACCCCAGCCUCUGAGGCUGAGCUGAGCUCGCAGCAGGCCCUUCCAGACAUGAACAGCACUGAAGCCAAACCUGAAGUAAAAGAUGAAGAAGAUGAGAGCAACUCUGGAAAGAAGCAGACCGAUGUAAAAAUGGAGCAGGAUGAUGAAACCAAACCCCCUCUGAUAAAGAAGGAGGAGCCAGAUGCAUCAGAGCCAAAGCAAGAACCAAUGGAAACUGAGGAGAAGAAGCCGGAGAUGAAGUCAGAACCCAAAGAAGAGGAGGAAAGUGGGGCCAAUGGCACAUCAACCUCCUCUACCGCUCAAAGUCGCAAAAAAAUUUUCAAGCCAGAGGAGCUGAGACAAGCACUAAUGCCAACACUUGAGGCCCUCUACAGACAAGGUCCAGAAUCACUGCCCUUCAGACAACCUGUUGACCCUAUGCUCCUGGGUAUUCCUGACUACUUUGACAUCGUGAAGAAUCCCAUCGACUUAUCCACGAUCAAGCGCAAGCUUGAUACAGGGCAGUACCAGGAGCCAUGGCAGUAUGUGGACGAUGUGUGGCUCAUGUUCAACAAUGCUUGGUUGUACAAUCGCAAAACGUCUCGGGUGUACAAGUACUGCACCAAACUGGCAGAAGUGUUUGAGGCAGAGAUCGAUCCCGUCAUGCAGGGCCUUGGUUACUGCUGCGGCCGGAAGUACGAGUUUUCACCUCAGACGCUGUGUUGCUAUGGCAAACAGUUGUGUACAAUCUCCAGGGACGGCACCUACUACAGCUACCAGAACAGGUAUCACUUCUGUGAAAAGUGCUUCAACGAGAUCCAGGGCAACAGUGUGACCCUGGGGGACGACCCGGCGCAGCAGCAGACUAUGAUAUCAAAAGAGCAGUUUGAAAAGAAGAAAAACGACUCGUUGGACUCUGAACCUUUCAUUGAAUGUAAAGACUGUGGACGAAAGAUGCAUCAGAUAUGUGUGCUGCACUAUGAUGUCAUUUGGCCAUCAGGCUUUAUCUGUGAUAACUGUCUGAAGAAGUCAGGCAAAACAAGGAAGGAGAACAAGUUUUCUGCCAAAAGGUUGCAGUCUACAAGGCUGGGGACAUAUAUUGAGGACAGAGUAAACAAGUACUUGAAAAGGCAGAACCACCCAGAGGCUGGUGAGGUGUUUGUGCGAGUGGUGGCCAGCUCUGACAAAACUGUGGAGAUAAAGCCUGGCAUGAAGUCAAGGUUUGUGGACUCAGGCGAGAUGGUGGAUGGCUUCCCUUACAGAACCAAAGCACUUUUUGCAUUCGAGGAAGUAGAUGGGACGGACGUUUGUUUCUUCGGUAUGCACGUCCAGGAAUACGGCUCAGAGUGCCCCUUUCCAAAUACAAGACGGGUUUACAUAUCAUACCUCGACAGUAUUCACUUCUUCAAACCACGUUUGCUAAGGACUGCAGUGUACCAUGAGAUCUUAAUUGGCUACCUGGAGUAUGUGAAGAACUGGGGUGAGUAUGUGACAGGUCAUAUCUGGGCCUGCCCUCCCAGUGAAGGAGAUGACUACAUUUUCCACUGCCACCCUCCAGAGAAGAUCCCCAAGCCCAAGAGGCUCCAAGAGUGGUACAGAAAGAUGCUGGACAAGGCUUUUGCUGAGAGGAUCCUACAUGACUACAAGGACAUUUUCAAGCAGGCGAGAGACAGGAUUACAAGUGCCAAUGAGCUGGCAUACUUUGAGGGCGACUUUUGGCCUAAUGUUCUGGAAGAGAGCAUCAAGGAGCUGGAGCAGGAGGAGGAGGAGAGAAAGAAGGAGGAGAACACGGCCUCCUCUGAUACGACAGAGGGAGCUCAGGCUGACAGUAAGAAUGCCAAAAAGAAGAAUAACAAGAAAACCAACAAAAACAAGAGCAGCGUCAGCCGAGCCAAUAAGAAAAAGCCUGGGAUGCCGAAUGUAGCCAAUGAUCUUUCCCAGAAGCUCUACGCCACGUUGGAGAGGCAUAAGGAGGUGUUUUUUGUUAUCCACCUCCAUGCUGGACCAGUCAUUAACACGCUGCCACCCAUCAUGGACCCCGACCCAAUGUUGACUUGCGACCUGAUGGACGGCCGUGAUGCCUUUCUGACUUUAGCCAGGGACAAGCACUGGGAGUUUAGCUCACUGAGGAGGUGCAAAUGGAGUUCAAUGUGCAUGCUGGUAGAGCUGCACAACCAGGGCCAGGACCGCUUUGUGUACACCUGCAAUGAAUGCAAGCACCAUGUCGAGACUCGUUGGCACUGCACUGUUUGUGAGGACUAUGACCUUUGCAUUAACUGCUACAACGCCAAGGGCCAUGAGCAUCAGAUGGUGAAGUGGGGCCUGGGUUUGGACGAUGACAGCAACAGUCAGGGUGGAGAGGCCUCCAAGAGCCCUCAAGAGAGCCGACGUCUCAGCAUCCAGCGCUGCAUCCAAUCCCUGGUCCACGCUUGCCAGUGCCGAAAUGCCAACUGCUCCCUGCCUUCGUGCCAGAAGAUGAAGAGGGUGGUUCAACAUACCAAGGGCUGCAAGCGCAAGACCAAUGGUGGCUGCCCUGUGUGCAAGCAGCUCAUUGCUUUAUGUUGUUAUCACGCCAAGCACUGUCAGGAGAAUAAGUGUCCUGUUCCUUUCUGUCUCAACAUCAAGCAAAAACUCCGUCAGCAGCAACUGCAGCACAGGCUGCAGCAGGCUCAAAUGAUGCGCCGCAGAAUGGCUACCAUGGCUGGAAGGGGUAUGCCCAUGCCAUCCCCACCUACCUCAGCUGCCCCUGACACCCCAAACUCUGUGCAGCAGCCUAAUACACCCCAGACCCCUCAACCCAUGCCCAACCAGCCCCAACAACAGCCGCCAAACAACCCUGUCAAUAUUGCCCAAAGCUUCCCCAACAACGGCAGGAUCAGCCAGCCCACAACCCCUGUGCCACAGGGCAAACCAGGGCCUCAGUCAUCCCCCCUUCAUCAGCAGCAGUCACCUCUGCCUACCAUGUCACACCAACAGCAGGUUCAGUCUCAGCCACAACAGCAGCAUCAGCAGCAGCAACAGCAGCCAUUGCUGGCAGCAAUGAAGGUGGCCAAGCAGAUUGAAAUGGCAGUUAAGGCAAGGAAAGAGCAGCAGCAGCAGCAACAGCAACAGCAGCAGCAGCAACAGCAGCAACAACAACAACAACAACAACAACAACAACAACAGCAGCAGCAGCAACAACAACAGCAGCAGCAGCAGCAGAAUUAUGCUAUGAAUGGGAUGCCCAUGAACCACCCACGGAUGAUAGGGCCCAUGCAGGGUCAGAUGCAAAUGAUGCAGGGGCCGCGGGGCCCACAGGUAAUGCAGGCUAUGCAGCAGGGCCAGUGGGGUCCAGGUAUGCAGAAUCCCAUGCAGAAUCCCCAGGGCCAUCAACCACAGGUCCCUCCUCAACAAGGUCCUAUGGCCCCUCAACAGGCUCAGGGAACUCCCAUGCCACAGCAGGGCCAGCUCAUGCAGAGACCCAUGAUGCCCCAGCAACAGGGUCUCCAAAUGCCUGGGGUCAUGCCUCCUCAGGGGCCACCACAGCAGCAAAACAUGCCACGAGGGAUACCUGGUAACAUUGCACCGACUGCCCUGCAAGACUUGCUGCGCACCCUAAAAUCUCCCAGCUCCCCUCAGCAAAAACAGCAGGUCCUCAACAUCCUCAAGUCCAAUCCCCAACUGAUGGCCGCCUUCAUUAAACAGAGGACAGCUAAGUAUCAGGCCAACCAGCCGCAGCAACAGCAGCAGGUACAACAGCAGAACCCUCAAGCUAUGCUUGGGGCUCAGGCUGGGAUGCAGGCAAUGGCAGCCAUGGCAAACCAGGUGCAGAGGCCAGGUAUGGCACCACAGCAGCAGCCUCCUCAACAGACAGGGCCCCAGGGCAUGGCAGCUAUGGGCCCCCAAGGCCAGAUGAUGAAUGCUGCUCAAAACGGCAAUCAACAAAUGUACCGCAGGCAGCAACUGCUCAGAAUGCAACAGAUGCAGCAGCAGGCACAGCAGCAGCAGCAGCAGCAGCAGCAGGGAGGCAUGCCUCAGGGUCAUGGUCAGUUCCCUCAACAGCAGCCAGGGCCAGCAAGCUACUCCCAGCUCCGUAUGCAGCAGCAAAUGGCUAUGCAAGGCGGUGGGGGGCCCAUGGGACAGCAUCCCCCAAGCUCCCAAAUGGGACAACCUGGUAUGGGUAUGGAUGGAGCUCAAAAUCUCCUCCAGCAGCGCAUGCUUCAGCAGCAACAGCAGCAGCAGAUGUUAAAGCAGCAGAUGGGUUCUCCUGCGCAGGCUAACUCAAUGAGUCCACAACCCCACAUGCUCCAAGGUCAAGCCCAGGGAGCUCACUUACCUGGCCAGACUAUGGCAAACACCCUGGGAAACCAAGUACGCUCCCCAGCCCCAGUGCAAUCCCCUCGUCCACCUUCGCAGCAGCCCCCGCAUUCCAGUCCCUCUCCACGUAUACAGCCUCAGCCCUCACCUCAGCACGGUGCCCUCCACUCCAGCUCCCCCCACCCGAGCCUCGGAGGCCCGAUGUCAGGCCCUAUGGAGCAGGGACACAUGGGGACACCGGAGCAAAGUGCCAUGCUCCCACAGCUGAACACACCAAACAGAGGGGGUUUGAGUAAUGACAUGGGUAUGGUGGGUGACACGACGGGAGACACGCUGGAAAAAUUUGUUGAAGGAUUGUAGCAUUUUAUGACAGAAGAAAGGCCUUGUUAUGUUUUCGGCUGAGACAUUUUUAUACUUGCUGAUGUAAAAAGCAAAAAGAAAUCAAACAAAUGAGUCAUAUGAGGCCUACAGACUGUGAACUUACCUUUUACCAAGGGACUGCUUUUCUUCCAACACAGAGUGAAUUAUUAAUUGCUGUUGAAAAGAAGACAACAAAGACACAAAGAAUAUAUUUUGGUUCAGACCAGCCAUGCAAGAAUUUGCCUUGGUCUAUGUGUUAUUUUCAUUUGUUUUUCAUUUGUUAUGCUCUGGUAUUGACUUUUUUUAACAAACUUCUCAAAACAAAAAUAUUUCAUUUUAUUAUUCAUUUUUUUAUUUUGUACCUUUUCAAAUUAAUAUCAUAUUUGUGUUGAGAGGACUGUAAAAUUAUUUGUCUGGGAAUUUUUUGCUAGGUUUCACCUCUUGUUCAGUUUAUCUGUUCCCUGGCUAAUUUAUUCUAAUAUGCCAUUUUACAAAAAGGACUGCCUUUGGGAAAGCCUUAAUUUCUUUCCAGUUUGCAGAGUCUACGGGAGAUUAACACAUUUGUAUAGAUUUUGGCACUAUUGCACACACCCAACACAAAAGGCAGGUGUGAGAAAAACCUGCAUUAAAGCUUGUUAAUGUUCACAGGUGCCGUAAUGUUCUUUUUACUGGCUUGGGUCCAGUGUUUUGUCUUGCAAAUGUUUAAAUAAUUGCUUUGUCUCCCCCUCUGUCUACAGAAGUUCUUGUGAAGUCCUGAACUGUAAAAAGUGGUUCAAAUGGCUCAUUUCGUACUUAUAUACCAUAUUGUUAAAUAAACCUGUGUGCCACAGA